AUGGCCAAAGCAUUAAAAAAAAACAAUAAUAGCAAACCAAAAUCAUGUCCUUUUAAUCAGUCGGAUCAAGCCAAACGUGAAAAGGCACAAAAAAUGCCUUUCAUUCUUGGAGAAGCAUCCCAUUUCUAUCACUGCUGCCGACUUGGCUCUACUAGUAGCGUGCACACCACACUAGAAGAUACGGCCUCAGGAAUCGGAGAAACAAUCGACGAAUUAAAUGCUUUGCAGCCGAAUGGAAGCACAGCACUUCAUGCAGCUACAUACUACGGUCAUUUAGAAAUCGUUGAACUUCUUUUGCGUUACGGUUGUAGUCGAACUGCAUUAAAUCGAUACGGUAAAAGAGCCUAUGAGGAAGCAUCGACACCUGAAAUGAGGAAACUAUUCGAUCGACCUAACACGACUAAUCGUUUCCAUGAAUUGGACCCGACUCAUACGAUCGCUCUUUACAUAGCUGAAGGAACAAACCCAGAUCCAAACCCUAAUGCCACAUUCAAUUACAUUCAUUUCUUUAAGUCAGACGAUGAAAUUCUUGAAUAUUCACUCAAUCAAGAAACAACUGCUCUGUGGCUCAAAUUUUACAAUUGGUUUACACACUCAUUUCGUUCAUUUCUUCCCACUGAAAAUUUCAGUGUGGACGGUUUUGAUCUUCAAAAUCACGCUGACUUUAAGCAAUUUCUUCAGAGUCUUCCUGAUCCUAAGAUGCGUGAAAAUUGCCUGAAAUUCAUGAAUGAAGCUAGCCGAAGAAAGUCAAUUGAGCCUCUAAUCACACUUUAUACCAGUGAAGAAGCUGGAUUGUAUCGACCACUCAAUCAACAAUUGGCUAGUUCGCCGACCGAAGCUCAAACCAGUCCACACCUAUGCGACAGAUUCGUCAUGGAGUUUUGUCUCAAGCGAAACGAACUCAAACGACUAGCAUUCAUUGGUACUAGUUAUCGUGGUGCUACACUCGCUGUUGCCGAUAUCGCUGUUUAUAGAUCGGCACUACAGAAUUCUUCUACGCCGGUACUUGGUCUAAAAGCGUUCACAUCAACAUCGAUAGAUCCACUCAUUGCUCUUAGCUUUGCUAUGAAAAAUCCAAUCAGUCAAGAUGAACGACAUGUUCUCUUUGUUUUUGAAGUCACGAAAGCUUCAUCGACAAUAUUUGGCAUCGAAAAUAUUUCUAUUUAUACUCAAGAACGAGAAGUAUUGAUUUUGCCUGGCACACUUUUCGUAGUUGUUGACGUCCAAGAAAAGGUCGACCUCAAUAUUACACAAAUUGUCUUACGUCAUUGGAAAGUCUCCUUUUCUUUCAUGACCAAACUGAAACAAACAUUUCGAUCGGGUAAAAAACCUGUCACCUGA
Messenger RNA from Rotaria socialis, 1341 nucleotides. NCBI's taxonomy places the organism in Eukaryota, Metazoa, Rotifera, Eurotatoria, Philodinida, Philodinidae. The record is from the annotation of a GenBank genome assembly.